Messenger RNA from Mangifera indica (mango), 1855 nucleotides. Its product is annotated as nuclear pore complex protein NUP58. The coding region runs from base 141 to 1523 and encodes 460 amino acids. Gene Ontology annotation, biological process: nucleocytoplasmic transport. The record is from RefSeq and is a predicted model, not a curated record. The transcript is spliced from 6 exons. Gene Ontology annotation, cellular component: nuclear pore. Lineage: Eukaryota; Viridiplantae; Streptophyta; Magnoliopsida; Sapindales; Anacardiaceae. Gene Ontology annotation, molecular function: structural constituent of nuclear pore.
AUGUCGCCUCUUUAAAACAGAAGCUCCCAUUCAUUGCAAAUACAAUACAAUCACGAAAGGCGGGUUUUAACUUUUAAAGAGGGUUUUUCAAUCGCUUACCCAAUUUCAAACCCUAGUACGAUUUGAGAAAACUGAAAACAAUGGCGUUUUCAAUGUUUUCAACUCCACAACAACAGCAACCUCAGUCACUCUUUCAGCUGCAGCAACAGCCACAACCCUUUCAGAGUAGCCCCUUUUUUUCGCAGCAACAGCCGCAACAGCAGCAGCAACAACUAUUUCCGCAGCAGCAACAACAACAGCAGCAGUUGUUUCUUUUUACCAACGAUAAGUCUCCCGCGACCUAUGGGACCAAAUGGGCGGAUCUUCAUCCCGAUUCACAAAAGUUUUUACUUCAGAUCGAGGAGCGGAUUUUGGAGUACAGGGAUGAGAGCCAGAGGCUUGAUCAGUGUGACCGCCUUUAUGAUUCUUCGAUUUCGAAUGAAGGGUUUGAGCUUGAUGCCAACCAUAUUGUUCAAGAACUUGGGGGAAUCAGCACUUCCAUGGAAAGACAGAAAGCUCAGCUGCAAGAGUUGAUGGCUUCUGUGAAAGAUAUGUUACGGAACACAGAGGUAGCUGUUCGUUCUUUCCUUAUGGUACGCCCAAGGUUUCUUCAUCCUAAAGUGGGAGGUGCUUCUAGUGCAAUGACAACAUUCCAGACUUCUGGAGCAGCACCAUCACCAGCACCAGCGCCAAGUUCCGCUGUUCAAUCAACAGCUACCCCAGGGGUGCCUGUUUUUGAUUUUUAUUGUGGACUUCCAAGGAAACCAUCCCCUUUUUUGCAGCAAACUGUUGCCAGAUUUGAGAAAUAUCUUUGUGAGUGCCGCCAAUGGAUUGAAGAAUUAGAGCAGUUGCUCCUCUUAGACUCUGACAGGAACUCCUCCAACCCUGGAUCAUCUUUAUUGCAUUCCCUUCCAGUGGUUAUGUCAAAUGUGCAUAGCUUUUUUGUUUAUGUGGCUUCCAAGGUGGAGAGCAUUCAUCAGUAUGUUGAAACUAUGAAAACAGCUUAUCUUGCUGAUCAGCGUCGCCGAGGAGAUCUUAAUGAUCCUUUUCUUGAGGCUGAUCGACGAGAAACAGCCAAACAAGAAGCUGCUGCUAAGAGGGUACAUCCGACAUUGCAUUUGCCUACAAAUUUACAACCAUCAACACAGGUUACUGGGUUGCUAACAAGUACAACAAAUCCUGGGGCAUCAGUUGCUCCACAGACAUCACUGGCAGCUUCAUCAGGGAGUGGGUUCUCUCAUUUUGUUACGCCAGUCUCUACUUCAGCUUCCUCUAUGUCAUCUUCUCUGUUUGCAACGCCUCAGAUAGCAACAGCUCAAUUUGCUGCUUCUCCAUUUGCCAAACCUCCUGCUGCACCUACCUCCGCUGCUGGAGUUUCUAUUUCUUCAACGCCAUUUGCUUCAGGUGCACCAACAGGAUCUGGGACUAGUUUCGGGUCAUCUCAGAGACCAGCUAGGCCAAAGCCACGAACUACCCGACGCUAAUCUCUGUGGCUUCACAUCUUGAAAUUCGAAGGAACAGUUCUCCUGCUUAGAUGAUUGCUUGCUUCUCAAAGUGAUCCGUUGUUAAUGUCAAAUUGACAUCUUUGCCCUUGGCAUUGUCCUAGUAACAGCUUCAGUUCCUCUCAAGUUUAUGGAUCUGCAGUGCUUUACUUUUUAAUCUGAGGGCUUCUUAUGCAUUGUAACGCCUCAAAUCUCCCACAGAUUAGGGUAAGAUCUAUGUUGGUAUAAUGUUGUAGAAUACUCCUUUAGGUGCAGUACUUAUUACCAUGAAGAAUACGAAAUGUGUCAAAAUAUACUCUGAUUUGUGACUUCAA